AUAAAAUACACAACUCCCAGCAAAGGGUACACUGUCAGCUACAGUUGCGGUCAAGAAAAUAGGUUCUAUUUGGUGAUGUAAAAUUAUUUUAAAUUUUGUUUCGAAAUUAAAUUCCUAUUAAUUGAUUAAUUAUCAGUUAAAGAUUUUCAUUGUAUGUUUAGCAUUUUUUUAACAAGGAAACUUAUUAAGAAUAUUAUUAUUUAACGUUUUGAGUAAUUUAGAAAAAAGUCUAAUUGAGUAAUUAGUUACAUGAGCAUAAUAAAUUCAAUUUUUUCCUUUAAAAAAUUCCCUUAUUUUCCUGUAAAAAAUUGCCUUAAUAUGAAAAGGUUUUUUAAAGAAAACAAAUGGAAAAUUUAUUAUUUUUAUUUUUUAAGUAAUUAAAAAUUAAAACUUUAACGUUUUAGUUUUAAUUUUAAAUAAUAAUAAGUUCCCUUCUUUUCCCUAAAAAAAACUACGUUAAUAUGUGAUUCGUUUUAUUGGAUUUUUUAAAAAGAAAACAAGAGAAAUUAUUAUUUUUCCUUCUAAUUAAUUUAAAAUUAAAACUUAAAUACUUAAUUUAUUUAAAAAAAAUGUUCCUAAAACUUUAAAUAAUAAUUUUCCCAAUCAGUUUCCUAUACAUAAAACGUAAGUCUCUAAUUGAUUUUUAGAAAGGGAAAUACUUAAAUGUUUUUUGCUCUUUUUUUUUGUAUUUAAAUAAAUUCCACGUUGUACAUUAGAGCUUUGUUACUCAUAGUUUAGUUGCCAUUACUAAUGUAUUGGCCACGGUUAUGUUUAGUGUACUUCGGGCGUGUGUGUGUAUUUGUGCAAAUGUCUUGGCUCUCGCUCUUUUAUUUUAUGACUGUUGUUUUUUUUGCUGUGGGCAGUAACAAAAACCUUUUGCAAGUUUAGUUACAAGUACGAUAGUUCCCAUUUAGAUUUCGACUAUCUACGCUUUGUGUUUUUCAUUUCCUCGUCCAAUACAGCCAGUGUCUGUGGACGUGGGUGUGGGUGUGUGUGUUUGUGUGGGAAAUAAUCUGUUACUAAAGAAAGAUAUUGUAUAUUUUGGGUACUUUACAACAAUUGCUUAUCCUUCUCUCACCAGCGCUCGCUCUCUGUGUCUCUGUUGUUGCUUAAUUCCAGUAUUCGGCCCCUUUCUCUUUUUCGCAUCUCUCACUCCCCCUUCUCUUCAGCUCUCUAUCUCUCACUCUCUCCCGUUUGUGGCACCUCGGGGGUGACGUAGCUCACUUGGCUGCCAUUGCUCCACUUUCACACAGCUGUGAGAGCGAGAGAGAGUGCUUCUAACUGGAGAGAGAGCAAGCUAGCUAGCUGGUUGUUGUCCAUAGGCGUAGUGGAAGGGGUAUAAGGGAUUAUCAACUUAAACUAAGAUUUGUACAUCAAAAUCUACAAAUAUUCUCGUUUCAUAAACUUUAUUUUAAUAAAAACCACACAACACACACAAACCCCCGGAAAAUCCAACAAACUACGCCCAUGCUGCCUUCGUUCCUCUUGUGGUUAGAAGCAACGUUUGUUGGCGCUUUUGUUUAGGUUUUUGUUGUUGCGCCAGUUGUGUUGUGUCAGUCUGCGCUGGUUCCCGCUGAAGUGGUGUCGUCGUCGUCGUCGUCGUCCGCUCGCUCUGUGUCCAAACUCCGGUUGUCUUUACCGCUCCCGCUCCAGCUAGACAACAGCUCCAUUCCGCUCGAUUUGCUCUGCUGCUCCAGAAAAUGCGCUGGCAGCUGCAGUUCCAGCUCCAUCUGCAUUUCCAAUAAGAGAAACGCCACCAGAUGCCGCCGCACAAGUGGACGGAUGAGUCGCGGGACGCAUCCUGCUAUUACCCGGACACCGCUGCCUCCCGUUUCCGGCGACCCUCGUCCUCGUCGAACUCCACGGGCUCCCAAGGAAGGUCCGAUGACGAGGCCGAUGACGAGCGGGAGGCGUUUUGCUCCGGCGAACGACCGCUGAUCCGUUCCCGCGGCGCAGGAGGAGUGGAGGAGAACAACGAUGCCUGCUGCAGCCUCAAGACUCGUCACAUUUUCGGUUUCAUGGGCUUCCUGGGCUUUGCCGUCGUCUACGCCAUGCGGGUCAAUCUCUCGGUGGCCAUUGUGGCAAUGGUCAAUCAAACGGCCAUUCCGCACACCAACUCCUCCGUAGUAGACACCGACACUUGUCCCAUGCCAGAACCAAAUCGCAAUGAUAGCGACAUCAAUCCGCAGAAGGAGGGCGAAUUUGUGUGGGAUGAGGCCACGCAGGGCUUGGUCCUUGGCAGCUUCUUCUAUGGCUAUGUGCUCACCCAAGUGCCCGGCGGACGAAUGGCAGAGCUCUAUGGCGGCAAAAAGAUCUAUGGUUAUGGCGUAUUGGUUACGGCAAUAUUUACGCUCCUCACACCGCUGGCCGCCCACUGGGAUCUGCCGCUGCUGGUGCUUGUCCGCAUCCUAGAAGGCAUGGGCGAGGGCGUAACCUAUCCGGCCAUGCAUGCCAUGCUGGCCCACUGGAUACCGCCGCUGGAGAGGAACAAAUUUGCGGCUGUAGUAUAUGCUGGAUCCAAUAUUGGCACUGUCAUCUCAAUGCCCCUGGCCGGUUGGCUUUGCUCCUUGGACUUUUUAGGCGGCUGGCCGUCUGCCUUCUAUAUCUUUGGACUGUUGGGCAUCUUGUGGUUCGGAUGCUGGAUGUAUCUGGUGUACGAUAAGCCGGCCGAUCAUCCCAGGAUCUCGUGUGCGGAAAGGGAGUACAUAGAGGGAAGUUUGAGAGUGAUUAGCGAGGCAGAGCUACACCUGGAGACGGAGGAGGAGGAGGCGGACGAGGAGCAAGCCAUUCAGGCCGAGGAGGAAGUUCUUUCCGUUCCGGACAGAUCGAGGACACAGAGGUUGCCUGCAGAGGAACCCAUACCCUGGCGAUCGCUGCUAACAUCCGUGCCCCUGUGGGCAAUUCUCCUCACGCAGUGCGGCCAGGGCUGGGCCUUUUACACGCAACUAACGGAGCUGCCCACCUAUAUGAGCAACAUCCUGCACUUUGACAUCCAGUCAAAUGCCCUGCUCAAUGCUGUUCCCUACCUGACCGCCUGGUUCGUGGGCAUCGCCUGCUCCGCCCUCGCCGAUUGGAUGCUGGCCCGGCGCUACAUCUCGCUGUUGAACUCGUACAAACUGUGGAAUACGGUGGCCUCGGUGGUGCCAUCGCUGGGCCUGAUAGGCAUCAUCUAUGUGGGCUGCGACUGGGUGUGGGUAACCUUCAUGCUCGCCGGCGUUGGAUCCUUUGGCGGUGCCGUAUAUGCUGGCAAUCAGAUGAAUCACAUAGCCCUUAGUCCGCGAUAUGCAGGCACCAUGUAUGGAAUAACCAAUUCAGCGGCGAAUAUCUGCGGUUUCCUGGCGCCCUAUGUCAUCGGUUUGAUCAUCAAUCAUCGCGAGACACUGACUCAGUGGCAUGUGGUCUUCUGGCUGGCGGCGGGACUAAAUAUAGCGGGGAACUUUAUCUACCUGAUCUUUGCCAGCGCCGAGGAGCAGAGCUGGUCAAAGGCCCGGCGACGCGGCAACCCACGAUCCUUGCGCGCUUGAAGCGUCCAACUAUUUGCUAUGAUUUUUGUUUUAUUUUUUUUUUUUUAGCCUAGAUCAUAAGCAUUUGUGAUAAUUCCGAUAUAUAUAGUACAUAUAUAUACAUAGAGUAUAUAGCCUAUGGACUCAAAGUUGCUUCCGAAAAUUGAGACCGAAACUAGUGCUACCAAAAGGAACGAAGAUGGAACGAAAUUUGAUGUUAACUGUUUUAGUGCUCGGUGUCGUUUUAUAUGGACUUUUGUUAUGCUAGGCGUCGUUUUUUUUUAUACCACUAUAUAUAUAUAUACCAACCCAACUAUAUAGUAGAGUAUAUAUAUUUAUAUAUCGAAGAUAUAUAGGUACAAUACACCCACAUAUUCAGCUUUAGAAGGACAUUAUACACAGCUAUACACAUACCAAGUGUUAGACCUAAGUAGAGCUAGUGAUAUAUCUGUAUACACAUACCAUGGAUCUAUGGAUACUUUGUAAAACUGUAAAUGUAUGCGAGUAACCAAGUCUGUGACAAAUGGAUUUUUGUCGGAAUAAUAAACAAGCACAAACAUAUCGAAAA
Molecule: messenger RNA, 4071 nt
Organism: Drosophila kikkawai
Lineage: Eukaryota; Metazoa; Arthropoda; Insecta; Diptera; Drosophilidae
Gene: MFS10
Product: major facilitator superfamily transporter 10
Biological process (GO): monoatomic anion transport; transmembrane transport
Cellular component (GO): plasma membrane
Molecular function (GO): transmembrane transporter activity
Source: RefSeq, a predicted model, not a curated record